This is a messenger RNA of Pristis pectinata (smalltooth sawfish), 8997 nucleotides long. RefSeq lists its product as uncharacterized. The record is from RefSeq and is a predicted model, not a curated record. Bases 443 to 4423 code for a protein of 1326 amino acids. The transcript has 14 exons. Lineage: Eukaryota; Metazoa; Chordata; Chondrichthyes; Rhinopristiformes; Pristidae.
GUGUAGUGCAGGUAAACGAAUGAAGUGCAAGGGCCAGGACGAGGUAAAUUGGUUGCAGAAAAGGUUUCAGGGUCAGCUAAUAAUUCCAAAAAUUCCCAGCAGGGAACGUGAAGAUCCUUGGCGGCUGAAGUCGGCUGUGGUCAUCGGUGUUAUUUUGGCGGAGGGUCGAGAAUGAAAGCGGCUGAGUGAUCCCCGCUGUCCCCAUGGGGACAGAGCCUCCGCCGCAUUGCAGCCCAGUUUCACCAGACCAGACGGCAGCCUCGGUCUGCGGCACGUCCUGACCACGUUAAGAGUAAAGCAACGUCUACGGUCAGCCCGUCCGAGCACAUUGCGCAGAUGGCGGCUGACCACACCCCCGAAAUAAAUCAAAACGCAUUCAAGAUUGUUGGUAGAACAAUCCGCGUGAAAAAUACUGAAGUGAAAAUAAUUUUCACUUUGUGAAAUGGCGGCGGAGCGGAGAGUUGGUUCCAGUGGCGCUCGGACAGGAUUCCGGCCGUACGGAGGGUCAGGGGUUCGGGGACUCCUGGUGUGGGCUCUGAUCGGUGUGUGGUUCACCUCUGUGGCAGAAACGUUGAAUAUGACCAUUUUCAAAAGUCCAAAGCAUGUAUUAUUGAAUACGGAUGUUUCCUUGGAAUGUAAAGUUACCGGUUUUGGAACGACAACUCUUGACCUAUCAAAUGUCGGCGUCCAGUGGUUGUUUGGACCCCAAAAGAAAGAUAUCUACACCUUUGUUGCAGGAAAAUCUACCUCCAAAAGAGAUGGCAUCAAAAUAUCUGAAACUGAGUUACAGAAAGGAGAUGCUUCACUUCAUCUUUCAGAUGUCCAAUUGGAUGAAGAAGGACAAUACACUUGUAUUGUAUUUGUCACUCCUAACAAAGCAGAAAAGAGUUCACAAAUGAUGGUGUUAGCUCAGCCAAAGGUGCGUUUAUCCACACAACACAUUACCAUUCUGAAUGGUGCAGAGAAAUCUGUCAGGUGUGAUGCUACAGGAUUUUAUCCUCAGCGGCAUGAGAUCUUCUGGGAAAAAAUAUCCACCGAGAAAACGGAGAGAUUGGGAGGAGAUAUCUGCACUGAAGCUGCAGUUUCUAAUAAUGAUGGAACCUUCAGUGUUUCCAGUAGAAUGAGAAUUGAACCAACUCUAGAUGAUGAUGGUAAAACAUACAAGUGUGUUGUGAGGCAUCAGUCCCUUCCUCAUGAACGUUCACUAGAGCUGAAGGUCUCAGUGAAAGAGCCUGAGGAAUCUUCAGCAACAGUGGCUAUUGCUGGAGUUAUAAUUGCUGCAAUUGUGUUAUGGCUACUAUUUGCCGCAGGAUUACAUACUUACUACUUGAGAUUCAGAAAAGUUCCUCCAGAAAUUACUGGAUGCAGUGGACAUCAAAUCUUUGGACAUUUUGAAAAAGAAGUAGUCACUUGGAAGGUUAGCCCAUUUCGACCUCGUGAGAUUACAAUUGUGUUGUACAUAAAGAGGAAGCAUAUGGAUAAUAAGUGUCAGCUGCUUAAAUGGAGCAGCAAGGAUGAGAUUGAAAACCACAAACAGUCUGUAUCAACGCAUGGAAUGGAUUCUAAUGAAUGGAGGAUCCUUAUGCAUUCAGAUAAGGAAAAUGCAUCCUUUAAGCCACUGGUUUCUGAAUUUGAAACGAACACACAAAAUAUUUCCAGUGUAAAAGUCAUUGUCAACAUGUAUCCUGAUAUUUCUCAGGAUGACGGGGCUGAAUUAAUUAUUGAAGUUCAACAUCAAGCACUUGAAUGGCCUAUAACAAAGACUCUGACACUGGAUGUUAAAGGAGUGCCACCUAAGGUUUUAAACAUUUUGGUGCCACCUCGCAUCAUUCAGAAUGAACCUGUGGCUUUGACUUGUUCAAUCACUGGAUUUAAACCAAGACCAUUAAGUAUUACAUGGCAACAAAAGAGAAAGAACAGUGAUUUGGAAGAAAUUGUCCGGCUGGAGGACAAUAAGACAAUUGUUCCCGAUGACAUAAGGAAGAAUUCCAUGCAUAAGCAUUACAUCAAUGAGAUGGAGCAUGAGGACAAAACUUACAGCAUCACUAGUGUAUUAGUUAUUGUGCCAGAUAUACUGCAAGACCAGCACUGUCAGUACUUCUGUAAGAUACAGCAUCGCUGCACUAACAGUAAGGAAGAGAGAGAAAUGACCCUAUCUGUUACAGCCUCUCCAAAACUGGACACAAUAAAGUGUGAAGCAGAAAAAAUAAUUGAAGAAGUACCCAUGACUUUAAGCUGUCAAAUUAGUGCAUUUUAUCCCAGAGAUAUCACUGUUACAUGGCUCCAAAAUGGCUCAAAAAAGGUAAAAGAAUCCCAAGUUGGUGAUGCAGUGAUUGGAAAGGAUCGACUCUAUCAUUUGACAAGUAAUAUCAAGAUUGUUCCCACCAGAGCUCAUGCAAUGAAAUACACGUGCCGAGUAGCACAUGUGAGCCUUGCAGUGCCAGUGGAGACUGAUUGGGUAGCUGGUCAAGUGCUUUCAUUGCCAAAGCUCACAGUAAUUAAGGUGGAUCCAGCUCUCCCUGAAGUUGGAGUGCCUUUAACACUUUCCUGCAAAGCUUAUGGAUUCUAUCCAGAAGGAAAUCAAAUAUUCUGGUUCAAAGAAUUUGAUAAAAUUGAAGAUGUAUCUAAAGAAGGAAUUAACACAGGAACAAGUGAAUUGGAUACAGUCAGUGGUUUGUACUCGCGAUCAUCUCAGUGGAAAUUUAAACCAACUGCUGGCGAUCAUGGGAAAGAAUUCAAAAUGCAAAUCCUUCAUUCGGAAACUUCAAGCAAGCCUGUAACAGCCAGUUAUAUUUUGAAAUUAAAAGCUUUAUCUCCUUCCCUGUCUGUUAUUAGAAGUGAUCCAAAACUACUUAAAGUUGACCAGCCUGCAACAUUCAGUGUCUCACUGACAGGCUAUGUUCCUGCUAAACUCCAAGUAAAGUGGUUUAAAGAUGGAAAGCUUUGUCAAAACGUGAAGGAAAACAUUCCUGAGAUUGCAGAUGAUGGUCUGUUUUCAUCAGUUACAAGUUUCAAGUUUGUGAUGACAAAAAUGGAUCACGGGAGUACCAUCAGCUGUGAAGUGCUUCAUGAAGAGACAAAGAAAAUUCAAAAGAAAGAUUUCAAAUUACCCCUUAAAGUUUCAUUGCCACAGCUCACAGUAAUUAAGGCGGAUCCAGCUCUCCCUGAAGUUGGAGUGCCUUUAACACUUUCCUGCACAGCUUAUGGAUUCUAUCCAGAAGGAAAUCAAAUAUUCUGGUUCAAAGAUUUUGAUAAAAUUGAAGAUUCAUCUAAAGCAGGAAUUAACACAAGAAAAAGUGAAUUGGAUACAGUCAGUGGUUUGUACUCGCGAUCAUCCCAGUGGAAAUUUAAACCAACUGCUGGCGAUCAUGGGAAAGAAUUCAAAAUGCAAAUCCUUCAUUCGGAAACUUCAAGCAAGCCUGUAACAGCCAGUUAUAUUUUGAAAUUAAAAGGAAUUCCAUAUGUUGAAGACAUCAAAUGUGAGCCACAGACAGCUGCGUAUGGCACAGAACUUGUUCUCAGCUGCAAGGUCUCCAACUUUAUUGCAAAGAAUAUCCAAACAAUGUGGAUGAAGAGAGGAAACCAAAUAUCUGAAGGGGUCAAAAUUGUGGGACCCGAGUUGGAUGAAAAUGGAUGUCUUCAAUUGUUGUCCUGCUUGCAUGUAAAACCAACUGCUCAAGAUUUUGGUGAAAGCUUUUCCUUUCAAGUGGAGAAUUCCAAUUUAAAUAAGCCAAUACAAAAACAGACAGUUUUAACUCUUCCAGCUUUAUCUCCUUCCCUGUCUGUUAUUAGAAGUGAUCCAAAACUACUUAAAGUUGACCAGCCUGCAACAUUCAGUGUCUCACUGACAGGCUAUGUUCCUGCUAAAUUCCAAGUAAAGUGGUUUAAAGAUGGAAAGCUUUGUCAAAACGUGAAGGAAAACAUUCCUGAGAUUGCAGAUGAUGGUCUGUUUUCAUCAGUUACAAGUUUAACGUUUGUGACAUCAAAAAAGGAUCAUGAGAGUACUAUCAGAUGUGAGGUGCUUCAUGAAGAGACAAAGAAAGUUCAAGAGAAAGAUUUCAAAUUACUCCUUAAAGAUUGUGCUGAAGAGGAAGGUGAUACCAGUAGAGUAGAUGAUGAAGAUGAAUCGGAGGAGAUCUCGAAUAUAAAGUGCCACACAAAAGAUCCUAAAGUUGGCCAACCAGUAACUCUUUCUUGCGAUGUUAAAAGAUAUGCUUUAGAAGAGGCUCAGAUCAUCUGGUACAGAGAUGCUUAUCCUUUUGAUGAAAAACAAUUCACUGCAAACACACCAUUUGAAAAUGGUAGCGGUUUCACUACUGCACUAACUUAUACACCAAAAGAAAAAGAAAAGAAUGAGAUCCAAGUUCAAAUUGAAAUUGAUUUUCAAGUAUAUAUUAGACAUUUCAACUUGAUAUUAAGUUGACUUGAUACGGCAUUUUCUGGAAGAGUGAGCACUGAAUAGUGAUUUAAAAUUAAAGACAGAGCUUUCAAUCUGAGAAUGAAAUAAUGUACAGUCAACCUCAUGGGUACUUUUGCUUUUUACCACUCAGUAUCCAUUUACCAUUCUGAUUGUUAAAGUAACCCAAUUCUGUUAACAUAUCUUUUACCUAAGUCACAAUAGGAACAUGUGUUGUAUAAUUGAGAGUCAGGCAAUGAUUGCAGGUGAAGGGAAAUGGGCAGGAGAGUGCUAAUUUAGUUGUGAGUGUGAGAAGAGAAUAAUUGAGGAUAGCAGCCAGGAACUUGGGUACAAGUUUAAUGUGUCUGAAAAGACACAUUAAGCCACUGGAGUUUAAUCAUUUGUCUCCACCUAUCUGGACAAAUCCAUCAGAUGAACCAUUUGGUACAAACAACUUGAACUCUUCUCACCAGAAUGCACCUACCCGCAAGCAGUUGACUUGUGGGAUGAUGAUUGUCUGCUCCCUUCACAACCUUUGCCCCCUGCUGAGCAAAUGGAUCAGAAGCACUUCCUAAUUUCUUGAAUUCUUUAAUCUGUUGACAUGUACAGUUUUGGUUUCCCGGUUAUAGGGAAGGUGUCAUUAAGCUGGAAGGAGUGUAAAGAAGAUUUACAAGAAUGUUGCCAGGACUCCAGAGCCUGAGUUAUAGGGAGAGGUUGGGAAGGCUAGGACAUUAUUUCUAGGAGUGUUGGAGACUGAGGGUAACCUUGUAGACGUGUAUAAAAUCAUGAGGGGCAUAGAUGGGGUGAAUAUGCACAGUCUUUUCCCCAGGGAAAGGGGAUCAAAAACUACAGGGCAUAGGUUUAAGGUGAGAGGGGAAAGAGAGAGGCAACUCCUCCACGCAGAGAGUGGUGAGUAUAACCAGAGGGUCAUGGAUUUAUGGAAUUUUUUGCCAUGUACAGCUGUGGAGGCCCGAUCAUUGGGGGUGUUUAAGGCAGAGAUUGAUAGGUAUAUAAUUAGUCAGGGUAUCAAGGGACAUGGGGGAAAAGCCAGGAGUUGGGGAUAGAUGGCAGAAUAGUUUAGCUCAUGGUGAAGUGGGAACAGACUCGAUGAGCUAAAUGGCCUGCUUCUGCUCCUUUGUCUUGUGAUAUGGAACGAGUUGCCAGAGGAAGUGGUUGAGGCAGAUAUAAUAACAUUUAAAAGUGCUUGGACAGAUACAUGGAUAGGAAAGUUUUAAAGGGAUAUUGGCCAAUCAUGGGCAACUGGGACUAGCUGAGAUGGGCAUCUUGAUCGGCAUGGAUGAGUUGGGCCAAAGGGCCUGUUUCUCUGGUGCAUUACACUAUGACUCCACAAUAACAACAUUUUUUGUGCUCUGUUUCUUUAGUUAAUAGAGCUGCAGCAAGUUACUUGAUUUAUAUUGACAAACCGUAUUUUUCUUUGAUUUUCACCUCAGUGAUAAAGUGGGGAUUGAAACUGAAUAAGUGUAAAUUCAAUUGUACAGGUGCCUUUUUUGAAAGAAGAUUUGAACAGGUUCAGUGGUGAUAACAAUGUUUAACAUUGUUGCAACUGAAUCUCCAGCCCAGUAUUAUGUCAAAGUUUUAAUAUUUUGGGACUAACGUUAGGGCUACUGGAAUUCAAAUUAUUGGCUCAGAAUUUGCAGUCACAGGCCAUUUAGUACCAGACACCAAAAUGUAGCAAUCCCUGUGGUGAGUGGAUCCCCUUUUCUGACAUUGAUUGUCAGCAAUUGUUGGUUCAAGUGGGUCUCUGCUAUCCAGUAUUGUGACACCAGAAAUUGCAGUUGCAUCAGAAUUUUCAUGUACUAUUUACAGAGAUUUUUUUUUAAAAUUUGAAGUUUUUUUAAAGUGUUUUAAGCAUUUCGUACAUUAGUAAUUAGAUAUUAACUCAUUUGAAAAUGAAGAAGCUCAAAGGUAAUCCAUAAAUGUUCUUGUAUUUUUGAAAUAUUAAUUUAUUACAUUACAUGUAAAUUCUGUUUCACUUUGGGGAGUAUAGUAAUUUUGCCCUAUUAUACAAUUUAAAAACUUGCCUUAACAAUGUAUGUGAAAUAUCUAACCUUUCAUGUGUUAGACUAAGUUUAGAUUCAUAUCAGCUGAAGUGGUGGCCCAUGGAGGUGUAAAUUACUCUCAGUUUCACAAAGAUCAAGGAAACUCCUGAUAAAUGUGAUGUACUAGGUUUUGAUAGGCCAUCUAGUACCUGGAAGUUUGGUUCAGGUAAAGCAACGAAGGGAUCACAGAAAUAAAUACACCAAUCACUGAAAAUGGCACCACUGGUUAAUAAGGGGUUAAAAAGUGCAAACAAGCAUUUGGCUUUAGAUUGGUGGAAAGAGAAUCAAAGGUUGCACCGAGAGAAUUAGAUGAGGAAAAAGCUGGAAGAAGUUCUGGUGGAGCAUAAACAGCAGAUGCAUUGUUGGGCUGAAGGUCCUUGAAUCCGUGUGGUAUGUCCUAUUUAUUAUCCCGUAAAAAUAUAUUAUUAUCAAACCCAUUUGAAUUCUAGUACAGCAAAUAAAGGAUGGCCAUGAAGUUAGGGAAUCUAUUGCUGCUUAUGGCUUGUAUGUAUGAAUGUUACUGCCACCUGAUAAUUGCCCCUGGUGUUUGUGAAUCGAUAUGAAUUUUUAAUUGUCAGAUUAUCUAUCAUUCUUUGAUAAUUGUAUUGGUAUCCAACUUGACAAACAUAUUCUGUUAACAAAGUCACUUAAGUUGAUAAAAUCUCUUAGACAUAUUUUCAGUUAUUUUGAUGCAUUUAAUAAAUAUUUACUGUUAUUUUAUUGAACAUGUGUGAAUUGUUGAGACUGUCACAGCAGCCGCUUCCACAGUUGGAGAUAUCCUGCACCAGGUCUGAACUGGGCACAGGAUCUUACUGAUAUCCUUGUGAUGGUUUGUUAUACACUGGACACGAACAAUCUACGCAAAGGUGCACUUCAUUGUGUGUUUCGAUGUACGUGAAAGAAAUCUUGUCUUAUUCCAGUAAUUAUGUCAAUGCAAAUGAGAACCCAGUCUUUAAAAACCACUUGUUGAAAUGUAAACUGCGAGCAGUAAUCAGUUUUGAAAUUAAAAGGACAAGUUUGUAAACAAAUGGCAUUGUACAGAGCACAGACUACUGGCCCACAGCAGGAGGCUGCUCAAGCGAUAUGGUUUGCAAAGUGACAUGACUGUGUGGUGUUAUCGUUUGCAUCAGUCAAACGUAAGGAGCUGGGGGGAUGUUAAAUGUCUGGCAUCAGGUAACUUAUAAGUUAUUUUGCAUCAUUGUGAUCAAGGAAGGUUCCAGACCAGAUCUGUUUUGUCACUCAGCAGAUCAAACAUGUUCAAAGGCAUAUUUGCUCUGUCUCAAUAAUUGGGGUAUUUGUGUACCCGAGAGUCAGCCCCACAACACUAAUGUUGGGUGUCGGGGUUCUCUGUAUUCAGAAACUUUGAGACCAUCCAUGUGAAUUACCUUGUCCCAGCCAAAGUGUUUGAAUAUUCAGAGGUGUCUUGUCAGUUACAAUGUGCUCCUAUUGUAAAUAUGUAAUUCAAUGGAACCAUUUAUUGGACUCAAAAAUAUUGAAGCAAACAGUGUCAUUGGAGCUAUUGAACUUGCAUCGAACUAUCUUCUGUUAUCUUUGUUCUUCAGAGUAUAAAAACGAUGUACUCUGAGUUUGCAGAGAUUCUGCUGAAAGGCUCUCCAAGAGAAUGCCUGCUUCUUGUAAUAAAUAUAGAGCUUUAUAUCUACUAUCUUCAGUCUCCAUGUGGCUUAGUCAAAAUCAUAGCCCCAGCAUAAUGCAGGAGCACCAACCCUGGACUACAGGGCAUUGGUUUAAGGUGAGAGGGAAAAUUCAAAAGGGACCUUCUUCACGUAGAGACUGGUGAGCGUAUGGAAUGAGUUGCCAGAGGAAGUGGUUGAGAAGGAUGCAAUAACAACAUUUAAAAGUGCUUGGACAGGUACAUGGAUAGGAAAAUUUUAAAGGGAUACAGUCCAAUUGUGGGCAAACGGAAUUAGUUUAGAUGGGUAUCUUGGUCGGCGUGGAUGAAUUGGGCCAAAGGGCUGUUUCUGUGGUGUAUUACUCUAUGAAUCUACAAUAACAGCAUUCUUUGCGGUUUGUUUAACAGAGUAAGUUACUUGGUUUAUAUCAACAAACCCUUGUUAAAUUUUCAUCUCAAUGUAAUAAAGUGGUGAUUGAAACUGAAUAAGUGCAAAUUCAGUUGGACAGGUGCCUUCACUUUUUUGAAAGAUUUGAACAGGUUCAGUGGCGGUAAUGAUUUCCAGUAUUGUUGCAACUGAAUCUCCAGCCCAGUAUUAUUACAAAGUUUUAAUAUUUUGGGACUAACAUCAGGGCUGAUGUAAUUCAAAUUAUUGGCCCAGAACUUGCAGUCACAGGCCAUUUAGUACCAGUCACCAAAAAUGUAGCAAUCCCUGUGGUGAGUGGAUCCCCUUUUCUGACUUUGAUUGUUAACAAUUAUUGGUUCAAGGGGGUCUCUGCUAUCCAGUGUUGUGACACCAGAAAUCUCAAUCGUAUCAGAGGUUUCAUGUGUUGUUUACCUGGAGAUGGUCAUACAAUUUGUAAUUUUUUUUAGUCAUUUCGUACAUGAGCAAUUAAAUAUUAGAACAUUUG